This is a messenger RNA of Pseudopodoces humilis (Tibetan ground-tit), 1398 nucleotides long. RefSeq names its product dynein axonemal assembly factor 11 (gene DNAAF11). NCBI's taxonomy places the organism in Eukaryota, Metazoa, Chordata, Aves, Passeriformes, Paridae. Gene Ontology annotation, cellular component: cytoplasm. Gene Ontology annotation, molecular function: protein binding. Gene Ontology annotation, biological process: outer dynein arm assembly. The record is from RefSeq and is a predicted model, not a curated record.
AUGGUGCACAUCACUGAAGAUCUUGUUAGAAGACGUGCAGAACAUAACAACUGUGAAAUUUUUUCACUGGAAGAAAUCUCUUUACAUCAGCAGGAAAUAGAAAAGCUAGAGCAUCUUGACAAAUGGUGUCGAGAUUUAAAAAUUCUCUAUCUUCAGAAUAACCUAAUUCCAAAAAUUGAAAAUGUGGGCAAACUAAAGAAGCUGGAAUAUUUAAAUGUGGCUUUGAACAACAUUGAAAGAAUUGAAAAUCUGGAAGGCUGUGAAGACUUGAAGAAACUUGACCUGACAGCAAAUUUCAUUGGUGAACUCUCCAGUAUUGAAUCCCUAAAAUGCAAUAUUCAUCUGAAGGAAUUGUUUCUAAUGGGUAACCCAUGUACUGAAUUUGAAGGUUAUAGACAGUUUGUAGUGGCAACUCUUCAUCAAUUAAAAUAUUUGGAUAGUAAAGAAAUAGAACGUUCGGAGAGGAUUAAAGCACUUCAAAACUAUCCAGAGGUGAAAAGGAAAAUCAGAGAACAGGAACGAACUUACCUUCUCAGAAGGGCCAGAGAAAAGGAAGAGGCUCAAAGAAGGAUGCAAGAAAGAAAGGAUGAGAAACAGAAACAAAUGGACUCUAAGCUUGGAUUUGACAGCCCAGACUCCUUACAGGGAAAACCCAAUCAUGCAGAAGGAGAUGGAGAGCAGGAAAGAUACAGAGCAGUUGAAAAUGAUGAUGAAGACAGAAAAUUUUGGGAGGAGCCUACACCAUACACUCCAGAAUCUAGAUUAGAAACUCACAGAUAUAUUGAAGAAAAACGGAGAGCUAAAGACAAUAUAAGGGAAUCAAAACAGAGAGAGAAGAUUUCUUGGACACUGGUCACUGCAGAAGGAAAAGUUCUGAAUGUGAAUGUGCCUAAGCUUCAUUUCUCUUUGAAAGAUGAUGAAGAAAACAACCAGAUCAUCUUGGAUCUCGCUGUUUACAGAUAUUUGGACACUUCUUUACUUGAUGUUGAUGUGCAGCCAACUUACAUACGAGUACUGGUGAAGGGAAAGCCAUUUCAGCUUGUGCUCCCUGAGGAAGUGAAGCCAGACAGCAGCUCUGCUAAAAGAUCACAAACAACUGGUCAUUUAGUUGUCACCAUGCCAAAGGCUAAAGAAGUAAUCCUGGCUAAGCAAAAAGUUUCAGCUUCAAUUAAACAUUCUGACUGCAAUACACAGCAAAAAAACACGAGAAGGAGUGGACAAAUUGAGAAGUUAGAAGUGGAUCCUAGUAAAUAUUCAUUCCCUGAUGUGACAAAGAUAAUCCAAGAAAAGGAACGAACUGGACAGGGACCUAUAAAGCUCCAACCACAGAAGGUUACAGAGCCUAAGAAGAGCUGUGUUGAUUUGGAAAAUAAUGAAGAUGUUCCUCCCUUAAUUUGA